Molecule: messenger RNA, 3410 nt
Organism: Polistes dominula (European paper wasp)
Lineage: Eukaryota; Metazoa; Arthropoda; Insecta; Hymenoptera; Vespidae
Gene: GluClalpha
Product: glycine receptor alpha 1
Biological process (GO): monoatomic ion transmembrane transport
Cellular component (GO): membrane
Molecular function (GO): transmembrane signaling receptor activity; extracellular ligand-gated monoatomic ion channel activity
Source: RefSeq, a predicted model, not a curated record
GACAUUUGUAAUACAUUGCUAUCACCCUCCUGUUAUCUAGGCUCCGUGGUUCAAUUUAUAAACACAUUGACUUUAUGUUCGUUGUAAAGGUGAUUCGGAGUUAAUCUAGUUUACUGUGUAGCUAUUUUCACAUUUAUUGUUAGUCUUCUUCCAACACUGAGAGACGUAUAAACGAUAUUAAAUCGUUUUAGCUUAACGCAGCGCUAUCGCGUUGUUCGCUUAUUGUGUUGAAAUAUGUCGGGAUGUUUUGUCACGAUGGUCACAAUUCGUAACGCGCUCGGAUCCGAAUGUAACGAAUGAGCAGCAUGAUCACGAUGAUUCGGUAUUUCACGUAGAUAAACGAACGAAGCGUUAUCGAGCUGUAUGACACAAUCCGACACUUUUAAAAACCUGUUCGAGUUAUUUAACCCGUAAAGAGGGAAUUUGUACUUUGCAUCGAAUUGUUUUAAUAAAUGUGUCGUUAGUAGAGUUCAGUAGGCGUCUAAUGGCAUGUGAGGCCGCCGCGAUGUGGCCUGGAGUACAACUUCUACUACUGUUACUAGCAGUCCUGCUACAUUCUUCAAGAUGUUCGCAGGCAAAAGUGAACUAUCGAGAGAAGGAGAAGGAGGUGUUGGACAACAUCCUAGGUCCAGGAAGAUACGACGCGCGUAUCCGGCCGAGCGGGGAAAAUGGAACAGAUGGGCCGGCCAUUGUCCGGGUAAACCUGUUUGUGCGAAGCAUCGCGACAAUUAGUGACAUCAAGAUGGAAUACUCCGUACAAUUAACAUUUCGGGAACAAUGGAUUGACGAGAGACUACAAUUUAAUGACUUCAAAGGUCGACUGAAAUAUUUAACGUUAACAGAAGCUAAUCGCGUAUGGAUGCCGGAUUUAUUCUUUGCGAAUGAAAAGGAGGGUCAUUUUCAUAACAUUAUUAUGCCCAACGUUUAUAUACGAAUCUUUCCAAAUGGUUCGGUUCUUUACAGUAUACGAAUAUCAUUGACACUUUCGUGUCCCAUGAAUUUGAAAUUGUAUCCUCUGGACAAACAAAUUUGUUCUCUACGCAUGGCCAGCUAUGGAUGGACGACUACAGACUUGGUCUUCCUUUGGAAAGAAGGUGAUCCCGUCCAGGUUGUUAAGAACUUACACCUGCCUAGGUUCACUCUAGAAAAAUUUCUAACUGAUUAUUGCAACAGUAAAACAAAUACCGGAGAGUACAGUUGCCUAAAAGUAGAUCUCCUCUUCAAAAGAGAAUUCAGCUACUAUCUCAUCCAAAUCUACAUCCCCUGCUGUAUGCUUGUCAUCGUCUCCUGGGUCUCUUUCUGGCUGGAUCAAAGUGCUGUACCGGCUCGAGUAUCGUUAGGCGUGACGACACUACUGACGAUGGCCACGCAAACAUCGGGAAUAAAUGCCUCACUGCCACCAGUCUCCUAUACAAAGGCCAUCGACAUUUGGACAGGGGUAUGCCUGACCUUUGUGUUCGGCGCACUUCUCGAAUUUGCUUUGGUGAAUUAUGCGUCGCGUAGCGACAUGCACAGCGACAACAUAAACAAAAAAUUUGCUAGCGAGAUGGAACAUUCUUCCUCGGUUGAUCCAACAUCAGAAAUCCUCGACGCGGAUAGUUCAGCGAAUUUCGCUAUGGUCGUGGCUGUCCAAGUUCCCGACGAGGUCCAAGCGCAUCGACGUCAUCUCCCGAAUAUUCUUCCCCAUCGUAUUCGCUUUUUUCAACCUAACGUACUGGUCCACGUACCUGUUCCGGGACGAAGCGGGGGGCCAGUAAACUUCGACGAGGAAGCGCUCGGAUCAAGGGACGUGGCUCGCGGCCAUCCCCAUCAUUAUUCCCACGGAAGAACACAUCGUUCACGUCCUAGACAUCGACAACAACAACAACAACAACAACAACAACAACAAUUACAACAACAACAAAAACAACAGCAGCAGCAGCAGCUGCAACAGCAACGACGGCAACAUUUGUUACAAUCGUCGCAAUCGUCGCAGCCGUCGCAGCAGCAGCAGCAGCAGCACCACCAUCACCACCACCACCAUCACCAUCACCAUCACCAUCACCAACAAGAACGUCGCCGUCAUCAUCGUCAUAGAAUUCAACAACAACAACAACAACAAACGCUACAGGCACCACCACCACCACCACCACCACCUCUACCACCCCAACAAGCACCCACAGGACCGUCGUACUCGCCCGUACAAACGCUCGAAGACGACCGUGGCUACUCGCCGAGAAAUUCCAAACAUUCCUGUAAAAGCUCGACGAGAUCGUCGCAGUCGGCUUCGCCGUCACCGUCGUCGAGAACGGCGACCCCAUCACCACCGUCGGCACCCGUUAGGCCGGCCCCACCUAGACGUUUUCAUCGUUUUCCACAAUUUUCUUCGGCACAUACCGGAAGGUGCUGUUGGGGUUUGUUACCCCGCGGGUGGUUCACCUGCAAGGCCAAAGGUAGCGCUAGAAUCGACUUUAUAUCGCGCGCAGCCUUUCCUCUCAUGUUCAUCCUCUUCAACCUAGCCUAUUGGUCCACGUACCUCUUUCGAGGUGAGGAUUCCGUGGAUUCGAAUUAGUGAGAUGCGUUCCGACUACGAGGCAGAUGAGAAUCGAUUAAAAAAAAAAAUAUAUAAAAGAAAGAGGAUCAAGAUCAAGGAAGAAUGGGAAGGAUGAAAGAUAGAUAGAUAGAUAGAUAGAUAGGUAGACAAAAAUAGAUAUCGAAUGAACGAGAUUAGUUUCAUUGAUGGAAUGAAAAUACAGGUCAUCUCAAAGUUUGAGGCAUGAUAAAGAACAAGAAUAAGAAAAAAACAAACUACUCUAUCUUGAUUGAAAAAGGUGUUCUCUUUGGCCAAUUUCGUCGGUCACACCAAAGACCACGCUAGGAAGUCCAAGGGAAAGAUUUAAUUCUAUCGCAAAUGGAAACGGCGGACGUAAAAAGAGAAAGAAAAAGAAUGGAAACCGGAGGGAGAGAAGGAGGGAGAGGAUGAAGAUGAAGAAGAAUUUUCGGUGACGACGCCGAUAUGGAAGAAGAUGAAGAAGAUGAAGAAGAUGAAGAUGAAGAAGAAGACGUGAAGGAAUAUCGGUGUGGGACAAGUUGUUCGGACGUGAAAGUGAUGGAACUCUUGCGUUGCCUUUCUUCCAUCAAAAGACAACGUGAGAGGUAUACGGAAAAACACAUACACAAACACACAGAACACACACAUUGAUUAACACGCACACACGUAUGCUGGUGUCAUCAUGCUCUCAAAACGAUAUAACAUAUAAGUAUCGUGAGUUGAGGGUUCGAAGGACACGCGUCAUAUUUGGAUACACGAAUACACGUACACACAUACACGUUAAUAUAUAUACACAAAAAUAAUACAUUUAUAUCAACACUUAAAUACGCUGCACAUUUGUACACUAAUAAAAAAAAAAACACAAAUAAAAUAACACACA